Molecule: messenger RNA, 657 nt
Organism: Lentinula edodes (shiitake mushroom)
Lineage: Eukaryota; Fungi; Basidiomycota; Agaricomycetes; Agaricales; Omphalotaceae
Exons: 1
Source: RefSeq, a predicted model, not a curated record
AUGAGCUCCAGGUUCACCAAGAUUUACUUCAUUACUGCUGAUACAGAGGAGUCCAUCCAAGCCUGUCUGUUUGACAUUGCCAUAGACAAUGGACUUGGGAAUCCUCAAGAUUGGAGAAGUGGGAUUCACUGGCUAAAUACCCAUGAGGAAAAUUGGUUGAUUAUCAUGGACAAUGCAGAUGAUCCAAGGAUCCCUUUGAGAAGAUAUUUUCCACCAUGUGAACAUGGAAACAUUAUCAUUACCUCAAGAAAUGCUGAAUUACAAAAUGCAGUGGGCCAGUCCCUGGAGCUUUGGGAUAUGAGCCCUUCUGAAGGUCUUCAACUACUUGUGAAGCAUGCAGUCAAGGGGCCUUUGAAUAAAGUUCAGCAUAAACAUGCUGCCCAGAUUGCUAAAGAGCUGUACUACUUUCCAUUGGCACUGGUACAAGCAGGAGCAUACAUAUUGAAGCAAAAUUGCCUCCUCACAUACUCUAGCAGACUGAAAAGUCAGCGCAGACAAUUAAUGGAGAGAAAGCUUACCCAGUUCCGGGAUAAAUAUCAGCUUUCUGUUUAUGCCACUUGGAACCUCAGCUGGAAUAUGCUGAGUGAGAAGAGCCAAAAGCUACUAGAAAUAUGUUCUCAUCUUCAUCAUGAAAAAAUCCCUCGGCAAUUAUUUGAA